This is a messenger RNA of Haliotis rubra (blacklip abalone), 1000 nucleotides long. RefSeq lists its product as uncharacterized. Lineage: Eukaryota; Metazoa; Mollusca; Gastropoda; Lepetellida; Haliotidae. Bases 100 to 582 code for a protein of 160 amino acids. The record is from RefSeq and is a predicted model, not a curated record. The transcript has 5 exons.
UGUUUGCAAUACUUGUAUCUUCCUGGUUGGGGAGCUUCGUGGACAGUCCGAGCUGACCAGUAAACAAUCAGAGAGGGAAGUGUACAUUUUCAGGAUAAAAUGGAGGGUGUUGUUGCCACAAAAGAGGAGUCUGCACCGAUUCGUCACCAUUCUGUCAACAUGCCUGACGACGAUGACAAGAUGUCAGUGAAAGUGUGUGUCUGCAUCUUUUCCCUUAUCUUUGGUUCGGUGCCUGUGGCCAUGAUAGUUGUUGGCAUCCUUGACUACAAUCUGUGCCCAGGACACACCAGACUCGCUAGCUACAUGAUAGCCCAGGGAGCCACCUCUGUCGUCAUCCCAAUCCUGGCAUCCUGCUGGUACUGCUGCAAGUGUAUUUCAGGAAACUUCAUAGGCGCUAUCUGUGUCAUCAUUGGAUUGUUCAAUAUCGCAUGGGGAAUUGUAGGUUCCUGUGGCUCGCCCUCGUCUCCGUGCAAUGAUACGCUUCUAUUCACCCACGCCCUCGGCUUCUCUGUGCCCAUGUGGAUCUUCUUUUGCCUGCUGUGCGUGUGGUGUGUGAGAGCCAGGUGCAAGUGCGACGAUUAAACAGGUGGCGGGUUUGGCAGUUGCUUCAGCGUGGAUGAACCAGGUUAUUCGAACAAACUUUACUGGAUGGACUGAGAUGACAUAUGCGCAGCAGGGAAGAAUCGAGUCCUGGACAAGAAUUACAUAGUUUUUCUGAACAAAUGUUUUUGUGUCAUAUGUUCAGUUGUCCCUUAGUGUUUUAAUCGAUCAUGUUGUCUGUGAUCAUUAUGUUCAGCCAAAUUGUACCUAUUCAUAAGAAAGGCAUACUUCUUCAGUCAACAAUUAUAGACGUUUUCGAACAUAUUCUGUGUCCAGAAGAAGAGGUAAAUUAUAUGCAUAUUUUAUAGACUUUCAUAGACUUAGACACUUGACUCCAUUCAUCAAAUGUAACAGUCUUAAUAUAUUUGUCAGUGGAUAUAAAUAAAUAUUUCAAUGACCA